AUGACAACGAAAGUGCCAACUAAGCUAUCAUGGAACUUCAAGAAGGCUGACUGGCCUCGAUUCACAAACCUUUUAGACAAUGAACUUCGCACAAGUCCCCUCAACUUCAACCAACAUCCUGACAAACUUUGCAAUGAUAUCACGAAUAUUAUGAUCAGAUAUGCAAAGGAAACUAUUCCCCUUGGAACUGGAAAGAUAGUGUUUUGGUCUAAACACCUUGAGGAACUAAAAAGAAAGCUGUUUUGGUCUGAACACCUUGAGGAACUGAAAAGAAAGCGAGACGCCCUUGGCAAUACUGCUGAUCAGACUGGAAGAACGGAAGACGUACAGACCUGGAGACAGCAGUCAACUGUCCUAAGGCAAGCCAUCUUACAAGCUAAACGGACUGCCUUCGACAACUUCCUCUCAAAUAUCAACUAUCAAAGUGAUAGCCAACGCACUUUCCAACAAAUAUCAACUAUCAAAGUGAUAGCCAACGCACUUUAA
Rodentolepis nana is the source of this 486-nucleotide messenger RNA. NCBI's taxonomy places the organism in Eukaryota, Metazoa, Platyhelminthes, Cestoda, Cyclophyllidea, Hymenolepididae. The record is from the annotation of a GenBank genome assembly.